CAAAGGUGAGCUCGGUGGGCUGUUAGUGCAGAGCCUGAGGCCCCGAGCAAUCCUUCAGCCAUGCAGAGCCUGUGGUCCCUUCUCCUGUACCUGUGUGGACUCCUGGUAGAUGCCUUCUCCCGGUGUGAGACGCCAGUGAAGCUUCAUGCUAAUGAGCUCGACCGAGACCAGUACUUUGGCACAUGGUUCUUCAUAGCCGCAGCCUCGUCAUCCCCCUCCUCGCUGGAGAUCUUCGUCACUACUGACAGCAUCAUGUUCAGUAUGUCCCAGAGCAACAACCUAGAGCGGCUGCAGCUGAGAGCCACCAUCCGACUGAAGACAGGCCAGUGUGUUCCCCGUUCAUGGAUUUACUUGCUUACUGAACAUAGCGCCCAUCUGACUACAGAAGGCAGGCCUCACAUGCGGACAGAGUUGUUCUCUACCAAAUGUCCUGACGUCAUCAUGGUCAAGGAAACAGACCAAGACUACGAGAGGAUCCUCCUGUACUCCCGAACCCUCCACCCCGAUGAGAAUUGUAUCUCUGCUUUCAAGAGCCAAGCUUCCUGCCUUGCUAUGAGCGAAUUCCUGCUGAUUCCCCGAACUCACAGUACCUGUGAAUUUCAAGAAUCCGGAACCCAACACUCUUAGCUUCAGACCCGCCAUGCCAGGAACGAAUCAUUCGCUGAAAUUUACUUGCCUUGGUCGACUGGAGAAGCAGUUGUAUUGAUCUUAUUAAAUAAAGUUCCUUUUCCUGAUGGUCAAAA
Messenger RNA from Sphaerodactylus townsendi, 743 nucleotides. RefSeq names its product apolipoprotein M (gene APOM). Gene Ontology annotation, cellular component: low-density lipoprotein particle; high-density lipoprotein particle; very-low-density lipoprotein particle. The coding region runs from base 61 to 627 and encodes 188 amino acids. The record is from RefSeq and is a predicted model, not a curated record. Lineage: Eukaryota; Metazoa; Chordata; Lepidosauria; Squamata; Sphaerodactylidae. Gene Ontology annotation, biological process: cholesterol efflux; high-density lipoprotein particle clearance; high-density lipoprotein particle remodeling. The transcript has 7 exons. Gene Ontology annotation, molecular function: lipid carrier activity; phospholipid binding.